Molecule: messenger RNA, 399 nt
Organism: Diversispora eburnea
Lineage: Eukaryota; Fungi; Glomeromycota; Glomeromycetes; Diversisporales; Diversisporaceae
Source: the annotation of a GenBank genome assembly
AUGUCAUAUUAUUGUUUCGAGACUACAACUCAGAUAAAAAUAAAAAAACAUACAACUCUACCAUUACCUGAACUUAUCACUCCUAGUGUUAAUGUUAGAACUGUAAAAAAUCCAAGACCUCAAAAUUCUUUCGUUAUUUAUCGUAGAAAUGUUCAAGCGGAAAUAGCUAAAGACAAAGGGUCAAGUGCUGCGGGUAGAUUAGAUUAUGUUUCUAAACAUGCUUCAAAAAAAUGGAAAUCAGAAAGUCAAGAAGUUAAAGAUCUUUUUGGAUUCCUUGCUUCAUGUGCAAAAAAAGUUCAUGAUUAUAUGUAUCCGGGAUACGUUUAUCAACCAAAAAGACAAGCUACUACGAACGAACCAAUGAUAAUGGUACAUGAACCUGGUGAACUUCUUUUAUGA